Messenger RNA from Fusarium tjaetaba, 2871 nucleotides. RefSeq lists its product as uncharacterized. Bases 1 to 2871 code for a protein of 956 amino acids. The transcript has a single exon. The record is from RefSeq and is a predicted model, not a curated record. Lineage: Eukaryota; Fungi; Ascomycota; Sordariomycetes; Hypocreales; Nectriaceae.
AUGGCUGAAGUCGCUGGGCUCGCGCUUGGCGUCUUAGGCCUCGCUGGUCUUAUCGGCGCUUUCAAGGAUACCAUCGACGUUUUCAAUACCGUUGUCGAUAUGCGCCAUAUGGGCCGUCAGUACCAAGUCCUCGAUAUCAAGCUAGAUAUUGAAAAGGCCCUUCUCCUUCAGUGGGCAGACCGGGUUAAACUUCUUCAACCUAAUCACGACGUGCGACUCGAUGAACCGAGUACCCAGACUCUCGUUCUGCGUAUUCUUAGUUCUGUUCGAAUGAUUUUGGCAGAUACGAAUCAGUUACAGCAACGAUAUGGGUUGCGACUGGAAAAUGAAACUGAGACACCAACCUUGCCCCCAAUCUCAGCCUCUAUAAGUCUUGAGCAUGACUUUUCGGACAUGCCCUCAGAAUUAUUCACCGGAUCGCUUCCGCUACAACAUGCAACUUCCGGUCAAAGAAGAGACCCAUCUCAGUCUGGUUGGAGGUUCAGUCAGCAGCGGAUGAAGAGUUUUAUGAGACGGCUCGAGGCACUACAAGGUCAGACGGCUACAACAUCUGUUGCCCAAAAGACACGUUGGGUGAUCAGGGAUAAAGAGAAGUUUGAGGUCCUAGUCCAAGAUCUCUCGGAACUGACGGCCAAGCUCGAUCAAGUGGUUCCCCCAUCAAGUCCCGAAACAGCUCGCUCGAUGAUCCAGAGUGAUAUCGAGGUCAUUAAGAGGGAUGUGAGAAAGCUUUUGUUGUUCCAGGAAGCGACAGGAAACCACACAGCAAUCGCUCAAUCAACAGAACAGAAUCUCGAUGAAAUGCGCCAGGAUCGUAUUUUGAACACACUAUGGUUCAGGAUGAUAAACGAUAGGUCCGAAAGCAUCUCCAAGAAUCACCAAGACACACUUCAAUGGGCAAUCGAAGGUUCAAACGAUAACGAGUCCUGGCAUGAUCUCCCGUCUUGGCUUCUCAACGGCUCCGGUAUCUACUGGGUUUCUGGGAAGGCUGGAAGCGGAAAGUCAACCCUGAUGAAGUUUGUCUUUGGGCAUCACAAAACCACGCAGAUGUUAUCCCAAUGGGCUGACAGAGGCCGACUGCUCGUAUGUCAUUACUUCUUUUCCAACCUGGGAACAGAUCUCCAGAAAAGCCAGGCUGGACUCUCCCGGACAUUACUUUACCAGAUAUUGGAUAAGAACAGGUCGCUGAUUCAAGAAGCACUUCCUAAUAUGUGGAAAGAAAUACUUGAACGAGAGUCUAGCCUGCGAGAUAAGGACUUAACCACUCAUGAUGAUAUCACCUUACCUUCGGUAGCGGAGACCCGGCAAGCAUUUGAAGUCAUUUUAGCAAAUGGUGACAGAAUAGGACACGUUUGCUUCUUCAUCGAUGGACUUGAUGAACUUGUUGGGGAGUACACUGAUAGUAUCAACUUUAUUAGUAAUCUGGCUCGGCACAAGCAGUCUAAAGUCAUCGUCUCCAGUAGACCUAUUCCGUCCUGCGUCGCUGCCUUCCGAAAGUACCCUCAUAUGAAGCUGCAAGACCUCACUCGACGCGACAUACAAACAUAUGUUGAGUUUAAAGUUGGAGGCCAUCCCUCCAUGAAACGACACAUGAGACGCUAUCCCACCGAGUCAGCCUCUUUGAUGAGUGAACUUGUUGAUAAGUCUUGUGGAGUCUGGCUCUGGAUAAUACUCGCUUGUCGGUCUAUUUGUGGAGGUUUUGAUGACCAUGAUCGCCUCUCAGAAAUUCGGCGUCGCGUGGACGAACUCCCUCCAGAACUCAAGGACAUGUUCAUGCAUAUGCUCAGCAAGGUUCACAGACGUCAUCAAGAACAAGGAGCUCAAUUACUAAAGAUCUGCUACACGUAUCAGAAGACCAAGUCACCAUUCCUCCAGAAAGGCUUAUACGCGCUAGGCCUUGCACUCGUAGAUGACUAUAAAGCGCAUCCCGUGUGCAUUGAGCCUCUUGACUCUGAGGACAAGCUGGAGAUAUGUGAAGAACUUGAAGGUCGGCUGAGGAGUCGAUGCUGGGGAUUAUUAGAGUUUGCGACCUCCAAGGGUGCAAUUUCGGGUGGUGCCAUAAUAGAGGCAAAGGUCAUGUUCAUGCACCGAACAGUCUUUGAGUUCCUGAGCGAUGAGGAUUCAUGGAAGCUUGACUGCCUGCAGAUAAAAGACGCGGAAUUUGAGCCAGCUACAGCGUUAUCACUAUACGGUGUACAUAUGGCUGUCGAGAAGUAUUGUGAGGAUAAUCAAGUCGCGGCCAUGGACCUCUUCGAGGAGGGACUCUGGUGGGGAGCAGAAGCCGACAAACAGAGACCCACUGACAGUAACAACUGCCUGUUCCAUCUUUCGCCCUUUAUUUCACUUCUAUCAGAAUGGAGAGGCUCAUGCCUUACACUUAAGAGACUUGCAAAGGCAUCAAACUCUAGUAAGGUGUCCAAACCUUCGUAUACGAAUAAUUGUCCACCUAUCGCAUUACUACUCGCCGUCGAAGCAGGUGCAUUGAACUUUGUUAAGAGUCAUCCCAGCUUCACAACAUCAGCUCAUGACUGUCAGCGCGAAUGCAAGCCCCUUCUAUACCAUGCCCUCAGAAAACAAUUUCUCAGUGGCAAAUUUAACGACCAGCCAGCAGAUUCACGUUUCAGCUCCUCUCACAUGGUUGAAAUGCUUCUUUCAUCAGGCUGCGACGGCACCAGUCUCGUUUCAAUUAGCGGAUGGGAGACAAGUCUUUGGUCUUUGUGGUUGGAGGAGCUGAUGAGGCUUACGGCCUAUAAUCUGAACGAAGAUGAGAAGGCUACUCUAGCCAAUAUCUCCAAGAUGUUUCGCACAGUAAAUCAUAAGUUCAGGCCACAAGGAUUUGAUGAUACGAUUAUUGAUUGGCCUGGUGUUGUGUAA